Molecule: messenger RNA, 1628 nt
Organism: Erigeron canadensis
Lineage: Eukaryota; Viridiplantae; Streptophyta; Magnoliopsida; Asterales; Asteraceae
Product: protease Do-like 8, chloroplastic
Exons: 13
Coding region: 102-1478 (458 amino acids)
Biological process (GO): proteolysis
Molecular function (GO): serine-type endopeptidase activity; protein binding
Source: RefSeq, a predicted model, not a curated record
UAACACGAUAAGAGUAUCUUCGUCUUUGGUUGGUGUGACAAUAACAAAAUCAAAUCAAAAUCCAUUUUAUUUUAAUUUAUAAUUAUAAUAAUAGUAGAAAGAUGGUAGUUAUGGUCAUGGCUUGGAACGGCUACAUGCUUCCCCCUCAAACGGACUCUGUUUCUCCGGCACGGCGGUUCGUUGGUCGCCGGAAACUCUGUUUCGACGGAAUUUCAUCCGUUUGUUCUUCCUCCGGCGACCAUGAAGACGCCGUUUCCCCUCGCAUUCUCACCAAAAAAGUUGGUGAAAAAACACUGCAAAACUUGGGAGAGGUCACACGGGGUUUUCCUAUAACUCGCAGAAUACUGUUAACAAGUUUGUUAAUGCCGUUAUAUUACGCCCCUUCAAGGUACUCAUCAGCUAAUGCUUUAGGAGACCCAUCUGUGACAAUUGAACAAGUAACACCUGUUGUUAUUCCAUCCGGGCCACUUUUUCCACCGGAGGAAAGAAUUGUCAAGCUUUUUGAAAACAACACGUACUCUGUUGUCAAUAUAUUUGAUGUCACUCUACGGCCUCAGCUUAACGUUACAGGGGUAGUUGAGAUUCCUGAAGGAAAUGGUUCUGGGGUCGUUUGGGAUGCAGAAGGGCACAUUGUCACAAAUUAUCAUGUUAUUGGCAAUUCUUUAUCAAGGAAUCUGAAGCCUGGACAAGUUGUGGCUCGUGUUAAUAUUCUUGCCUCAGAAGGGAUACAAAAGAAUUUUGAAGCCAAGUUGAUUGGUGCUGAUCGCUCUAAGGACCUUGCUGUCUUGCAGGUGGACGCACCUGUGGAUUUAUUGAGGCCUAUGAAGGUUGGUCAAUCUUCUUUCUUGAGAGUUGGGCAACAGUGUUUAGCCAUUGGAAAUCCGUUUGGGUUUGAUCAUACACUCACAGUGGGGGUUAUUAGCGGGCUCAAUAGAGAUAUAUUUAGUCAAACCGGUGUCACAAUUGGAGGAGGAAUUCAAACAGAUGCUGCCAUUAACCCAGGAAACAGUGGAGGACCUUUGUUGGAUUCCAAAGGAAAUUUAAUUGGGAUCAACACUGCGAUAUUCACUCAAACAGGGACUUCUGCCGGUGUGGGAUUUGCCAUCCCUUCCUCUACGGUUGUAAAGAUUGUACCUCAGUUGAUUCAGUUUGGGAGGGUUGUUCGGGCUGGUUUGAAUAUUGAGGUUGCUCCUGAUCUUGUUGCAAAUCAACUUAAUGUUAGAAAUGGAGCUCUUGUUCUACUGGUUCCUGCAAAUAGUCUGGCAGCAAACGUUGGUCUUCUUCCCACCACCAGGGGCUUUGCUGGUAAUAUUGUUCUCGGCGACAUCAUUGUAGCAGUAGAUGACAAGCCUGUUAGGAAUAAAGCAGAGUUUCUAAAAGCAUUAGAUGAUUAUAAUGUUGGAGAUAAGGUCAUUUUAAAGAUACAAAGAGGUGAUCAGACCUUGGAGAUGGCAAUUGCUUUAGAGGAGACUUCAUGAGAAUAUAGAAUGUGUAAAUUGUAUUAAUUAUAUUUAUUUAUUUACAAUUUUUUGUAUCUGUUCACUUACUGAGUUCCAAGUUCUUUUUGUUAUUCUGGAGUUUCUUUUUGUAACUAAUGUGUGUUAUAAAAAUGAGUAAAAAUUAAAUCA